This is a messenger RNA of Tupaia belangeri chinensis (Chinese tree shrew), 2750 nucleotides long. It is a transcript of the gene EMP1, whose product is annotated as epithelial membrane protein 1. The coding region runs from base 204 to 689 and encodes 161 amino acids. The transcript is spliced from 5 exons. Gene Ontology annotation, cellular component: plasma membrane. The record is from RefSeq and is a predicted model, not a curated record. Lineage: Eukaryota; Metazoa; Chordata; Mammalia; Scandentia; Tupaiidae.
AAAGAAACCGCCCAUCACACACCCCAGCACACCAGCGGAGGAAACUUAUAACCUCAGGAGGCAGGUCCCUCCCCACUGCUGUCACACACCUCCUGAGGAACGGAGCUGGGCAGCCACUAGCUCCGGCCACUGCCACUCCGGGUGCCUCUGCCGCUGGGACCUUUGAGAAUUCUCUUUGCUCACCAGUUACCAAAAAAGCCAAGAUGUUGAUGUUACUGGCUGGUAUCUUUGUGGUCCACAAUGCCACCGUUAUUAUGCUGUUUGUUUCCACCAUCGCUAAUGUCUGGGUGGUUUCAGAUUAUGGAAAUGCCUCAGUAGGUCUUUGGAAAAACUGCACCGUUGGUCACUGUGAAGGCACCCUGACAUAUGGCCAUGAAGAUGCCCUCAAGGCGGUGCAGGCCUUCAUGAUCCUCUCCAUCAUCUUCUCCGUCAUCUCUCUUGUGGUCUUUGUGUUCCAGCUCUUCACCAUGGAGAAGGGAAACCGGUUCUUCCUCUCAGGGGCCACAAUGCUGGUGUGCUGGCUCUGCAUCUUGGUCGGAGCAUCCAUCUACACUCAUCAUUAUGCGAAUGGCCAAGGCACCCCUUUUGAAGAGAAUAGCCACCACGGCUAUUCCUUUAUCCUCACCUGGAUCUGUUUCUGCUUCAGCUUCAUCAUCGGCAUUCUCUACCUGGUCCUGAGAAAGAAAUAAGGCUGAACGAGUGUAUGGGGAUCUGGGGGGUGGGGAGGAGGAAGCAGUUGAAGAUGGGAGGGAAGUGGAAGUUACUCUGCAGAAAGAAGCGAAUGGGGAGGGGGGGCGGGGAAGGGGAGAAGAAGGGUGGGAGAGGCCAAAACCAUUAUUGAGGGGAUUCUCUACUGGCAAGCCCCUACCCUUGGGAGAAAGCUAUUGGCUAGUUCUUUGAUACUCCUCUGAUGGGGCUGAGAACCUCCCUCCAACCACCAGCUCGGCCUCCAGCUUUUCUCAGUUACACACACUGCCUAGGGCCUCAUCAGUUGCCAUAUCACUGACUCCACUUCUGAGGGUGAAUUCUGGGUCCCGCACUGAGGUCUACAGGCCUACUGCUCCAAGUUAAAGUAGCGGUACAAGUUCCUGCAAAAGCAGAUACCAUCUUUGUGCUGCAUUUUCUUUACCUAGAAGCCAUCCCACCCUUUUGAUCCAGUCUGAAGUGCCCAUAGAUGGGCUUUGGCCAGUGAGCAAGGGUUCCUCUUCAGGAAAGCUACAUAGCUCUGUGGAACUCAGUGGCAUUUGUAACAAAAUGGGAAGAAGAGAGAGCUCUUGUAAGGCUAGGUUGGUGGGUUAGCUAAACCAAGAAAGAGGGGUUGGUCAGAGCCCAGGCCAGGCCUCACAUGGCUGCCCCUCCUGGAGACCUCUUGCUAUGAACUUCACUAGGGCUCUUGCUUAAAACCAAGGCAACUCUUCUAGAGUUUCUUUGUAGCCACUCAUAACCAACUCAACAGUGAAAGCACCACAUAAACCAUAGGAUCAAGGGGCCGUCUUGCAAUUUUCUUAAUUGAAGCUGUAUUUUUGGGAUUCCCCUCAAAGUGCUCAAUGUUUAAGGAUCUAAUGGGAGAGAGAUGGGCAUGGCUUUUUUGUGAAACAGUCCUAUUACUCUUCCUCUAAAUUAUAAAUGUUUGAGGAAGUUUUGCCUAAUAAUCUGUAUAGGGGAUCAAGGCUUCUAGGCUCGGUAAUACCUCUAGCUUUGACAUUGGCUAGAGGAGACACUUCUCAGUGGCCUGCCUAUCCUGCUUCACAGGUGAGGCUUGGCAAUUCUGAAAGGUAAUUAAAACACAGUAAACCAAAAAAAGACAACAGGUCCUUUGGCGAAAGGUGCUAUAUAAUUGUGAAGUAUUAAGCAGACUACAUUCCAGUCAUGAUAAGAACAGAUGCCUGUGCUCCCAGGAAAAUAGAAAAACCAUGUGAGAUAAAUAAAAAUACAGGUGAUGGGCAGAUAGUUUCUUUAAAAAAAAAAGCAAAAACUUUUGUGGUACCCAGUCAGAGGGUGGUUGAGCUGUCUGUUGCCACAGAAGCAUUUCUAUAUAGGACUUAGAAGUAGCAUAUUAUUCCUGGUUAAGCAGGCAUUGCUCUGCUCUGAAGCAGCUAUUUUAAGCCAUCUCAGAUUCUACCUAAAGGGAGUAUUUUGGGGAAAGAUAUUGCUUUUUAUCACCCUGAGAAGAAGAUCUAUUCCAAGAAGAAUCUGAGAUAUCUUGCCUACUUUUCUUUGUCUGGCUUUCUCCUCAUCCAUUUCUUAUAUGCUUUUCCUUUUUGGGGAGUUGUUCUGCCAUGAUUGCUGGUAUUUAUAUAAAGGGACUAUUACUAAGUAUAUUUCUCUAUGUUUAUUCUAGUUAAGGGAAUGUUGAGGGCAGGCCACCAAAUUAUGUAGGCUGGGAGUAGAGAGAUUGGCCAGCAUAAAACUGUGGGAUAAUGAACUUUUAAAUUAUGAUUUAAUUAUCAUAUAAUUGUAGAAGCCUGUCUUUUGUACAGAAGCACAUUUACAUAUCAAAUAUAUCCAAAAGAGGUAUUUGCAUUUUGUUACAAAGUUGAACUAUGACUGGAGUAAACCAUGUAUUCCCUCAUCUUUUCCUUUUUUUUUUCUGUAACAUUUAUGUCACAUGUAAUUUGCAUUACAUUGGUGGGUUGUUCUAGUACUGUAUUUGGCUUCUUCGUUAAUGGAUUAUUUCAUAUACUAUAAUUGUAAAUAUUUUGAUACAAAUGUUUAUAACUCUAGGGAUAUAAAAACAGAUUCUGAUUCUC